AUGGGUCUUAUAAAUCAUGUCUUCAACGCAGACAGCCUGAAGAAGCUGUACGUUUCAAACCUGGGUAUUGGGCACACGAGGUACUCCACCUCGGGAAUUUCUGAGCUGCAGAACUGCCAGCCCUUUGUCGUAGAGACUCUUCAUGGGAAGAUCGCUGUGGCGCACAACGGGGAGCUAACAAACGCUGUACGGCUCAGGAGGAAGCUUAUGCGGCAUGGUGUAGGACUGUCGACCAGUUCUGACAGUGAACUGAUCACCCAGCUGCUGGCUUUCACGCCCCCUCUAGAAAACGACGAUACAGCCGACUGGGUAGCAAGAAUAAAAAAUCUAAUGAAUGAAACUCCAACUUCGUAUUCAUUGCUCAUUAUGCAUAAAGACAUAAUCUAUGCAGUACGUGAUCCGUAUGGGAAUCGCCCACUCUGCAUUGGUCGCCUUAUUCCAGUAGGGGACAUGAAUGGAAAAGGAAAAGAUAACAGUGAAACAGAAGGAUGGGUCGUCUCCUCUGAAUCCUGUAGCUUUUUGUCUAUUGGUGCAGAAUACUAUCGCGAGGUCCUUCCUGGAGAGAUUGUGAAAAUAUCCAGAUAUGAUGUGCAGACGCUGGAUGUUGUACCAAGACCUGAAGGAGAUCCCUCAGCAUUCUGCAUCUUUGAAUAUGUUUAUUUUGCAAGACCAGACAGUAUUUUUGAAGGUCAGAUGGUGUAUUCAGUCAGGAGAAGAUGCGGGCAGCAGCUUGCCAUCGAAGCACCCGUGGAAGCAGACCUGGUCAGCACCGUUCCAGAGUCUGCAACCCCAGCAGCUCUGGGUUAUGCUCAAAAGUGCGGACUACCAUACGUUGAAGUACUCUGUAAAAAUCGAUAUGUAGGGAGAACGUUUAUCCAGCCAAAUAUGAGGUUACGGCAACUUGGUGUUGCAAAGAAGUUUGGCGUUCUGUCUGAUAAUUUUAAAGGCAAGCGAGUUGUUAUCAUUGAUGAUUCAAUUGUGAGGGGCAAUACCAUUUCACCCAUAAUAAAACUACUGAGAGAAUCAGGAGCCAAAGAGGUGCACAUCCGUGUGGCUUCACCUCCCAUAAGAUUUCCUUGUUACAUGGGAAUAAACAUUCCAACUAAAGAAGAACUCAUUGCCAACAGACCUGAAUUCCAUGAUCUUGCAAACUAUAUAGGCGCAGACAGCGUUGUCUAUCUUUCUGUGGAAGGGCUGGUAUCGUCCGUGCAAGAAAGCAUCAAAGCGAGACAAGAGAACGAGAACAGCUUUAAAAGCCAAAAAUCGCGCCUCGGAAAGAUUGGUCAUUGCACAGCGUGUCUCACUGGGGAGUAUCCUGUGGAGCUUGAGUGGUGA
Chroicocephalus ridibundus (black-headed gull) is the source of this 1335-nucleotide messenger RNA. RefSeq names its product phosphoribosyl pyrophosphate amidotransferase (gene PPAT). Gene Ontology annotation, biological process: purine nucleotide biosynthetic process; purine nucleobase biosynthetic process. The transcript has 9 exons. Bases 1 to 1335 code for a protein of 444 amino acids. The record is from RefSeq and is a predicted model, not a curated record. Gene Ontology annotation, molecular function: amidophosphoribosyltransferase activity. Lineage: Eukaryota; Metazoa; Chordata; Aves; Charadriiformes; Laridae.